UUGUCUUCAACUUGCACGCGCCUCUUCCACUCUUCUCUCAACAACAACACAUAGAUAGAUAGAUUGAUAGAUACACAGAUUCAUGGGUUCUUCAACACUGUCUCAGACUGAUCCAUUGAGGUAACACUCUCUCUCUCCUCUCUGCAACCUCUGCCUUAUCCUCAGAGAGACAAAUUUACUGUUCUGUCUGCGAAAAGUUUGGAAAUUGAAUUGAAUUGAGGUUGUUGUUUGGAGAAAAUGAAGGACUUCCCUUCCUGCUUUGGUGAAAAUGCUGUUCAGGUUGCAGAUUCUUCAUCCUCAAACGCCACAAAAACUGCACAGAAUCUGGUUAUUUGCGUUUAUCAAUGCAGGAUAAGAGGUAGGUCUUGCUUGAUAACCGUCACGUGGAGCAAGAGUUUGAUGGGGCAAGGGCUUAGUGUUGGGAUCGAUGAUUCUUCAAAUCAGUGUUUGUGUAAGGUGGAUAUCAAACCCUGGGUGUUCUCAAAGAGAAGGGGUUGUAAGAGUUUAGAGGCUUAUUCUUCUAAGAUUGAUGUGUAUUGGGACCUUUCUUCGGCUAGAUUUGGUGUUGGGCCUGAACCGUUGGAGGGGUUUUAUGUAGGAAUUGUUGUAGAUCGACAAAUGGUUCUCCUUCUUGGAGAUUUGAGGAAAGAGGCUUUCAAGAAGUCCAAUGCCAUCCCAUUACCCUCCAAUGCAGUCUUUGUUGCCAAGAAAGAACAUGUGUUCGGUAAAAAGUUGUUUGGUAACAAGGCUGUGUUUUGUGACAAUGGUCAAAUUCAUGAUCUUGUUAUUGAAUGUGACACUUCAGGUGCGAGUGAUCCGUGCCUUAUAAUUCGAAUAGACAGCAAAACCGUGAUGCAGGUGAAGCGGCUGAAGUGGAAGUUCAGGGGGAACCAUACAAUCUUGGUGGAUGGUCUUGCAGUGGAGGUUUUCUGGGAUGUCUAUAAUUGGCUUUUUGGUACCUCUCUUGGAAAUGCCGUCUUCAUGUUCAGAACGUGCAUCUCUGAAGAAAAAUUGUGGGCUGAUCAACCCCUUUCUGGUGCAAAUGUGUUGCAGUGGUCUUUCUCUCAGAGGUUUUCGGAGACCAAGUUGCAAGGUCUUGGCUUCUCCCAUGUUUUGUAUGCUUGGAAGAACGACUAGAAUUGUGGAAAACCAUUGUCAUUGAUGGAAUACUAACAGGCCUUUUAGUGAGUUGUGAUUUAUCAAAGGAUGUGAUUGAAUUACACUUCAUUAAAGAUGAGUACUUUUGCUUGUAUCGUUUCCACCCUUGAAUUCAUAGCCUCAAUAUAUCUGUGCAUUUGAACAGAUCAUGGACAAUUCUUUUUUCUUUUU
Molecule: messenger RNA, 1329 nt
Organism: Abrus precatorius (Indian licorice)
Lineage: Eukaryota; Viridiplantae; Streptophyta; Magnoliopsida; Fabales; Fabaceae
Exons: 1
Coding region: 238-1137 (299 amino acids)
Source: RefSeq, a predicted model, not a curated record